AUGUUCAACAAACUUUGUGAUGAGCAUGGCGGUGAAGGCUUGGAGGACUGGAAGGAUCACUGCAAGAAGAUGGCAGCACAGUUCAACAUGGAGAAGCAAGAGGCAAUCAAAGACAUGGCUCUUGUUGAUAACAAUCAAGCAGUUGCCAUGAAACGGCUUGAGGGAGAACUCAGGGGCACCAUUGACCUCACUCGACAUGCAGACAUUUUGUGUUUUAUGUUCAAGGGGUGCUUUUCUCCACCACUUGACUUGAUUCCUUGGAAGACCCUCCCACUUAUGCUCAUCAAGCAGAAGGGUGGUGACUAUGCGAAAGUCAAGCAGUGGUGCAUCCUCUAUGAUGCUGUCGGUGGAGAAGCUCCAGCUGAAAGGUAUGCAGAGUAUGGGAAGAAUCAUUCCCUGAAGCUGGUGGAUGUCAUUCCUUGGAGUGCUGAGGAUGGAGCUCGCAUUCCAAACAGUAAGGACUACAAGGACAUUGUCUUGCUUCAAGACAAUCAAGGGGCUGGGGGUCAUCAGGGUCAUGUGUUGUUGACCAUACGUGAUGUCUCUGGUCUUCUUUCAACAAAUGAAGCACCUGGUUUGGCUGAUAUUCAGCUGACUACAUCCACUAUGGCUGUUCAAAGUCCAUGCUCCCUGCUGGCAACACUAAGUGUGUCUCUGUUAGAUCGGGCAGAUUUGGACGACUCCAGAAUGGAAUCAGAGACUUAG
Molecule: messenger RNA, 705 nt
Organism: Cantharellus anzutake
Lineage: Eukaryota; Fungi; Basidiomycota; Agaricomycetes; Cantharellales; Hydnaceae
Exons: 3
Coding region: 1-705 (234 amino acids)
Source: RefSeq, a predicted model, not a curated record